AUGCCUUUCGAAACUCAGGAGCCCUGGAAAAGACAGUUCUACAGUAGUACCGAAUGUCCCGAGCAUGUAGUCAUUCCAUUGAAGGACUACAAUGCGUACGGCCCCAAUCCGGUACACCGAUGGGUGUACAAUAAGCUGGAAAUCGCAGAGAAGCAGGGACUGGCGUGUGCACCACAUGGAAUAGCUCCUGAGAAAUUCCCUGUCUUCAGCAAGCCGAUUUACAACAUCAGGAAUCUUGGAGCGGGAACCAGAAUUCUUGAAGACAUGGAAGACUACCGUGAGCACUGCUCGUCAGGACAUAUGUGGUCAGAGCUUCUUGAAGGUGACCACAUCAGCACUGACGUGGCGGUUCUCGACGGAAAAGUAGUCUGGCUAUCCCACACGCUGGGCAUUCCCUCUGGCGGCGGCACCUUCGACAGAUGGGAAGUCAAUAUCGCUGUACCACAGCAGGACGAGCGAACACUCGUGGAUUUUAUAGAGCUACACUUGCCAGACUACAGAGGCAUGCUCAAUGCCGAGAUGAUUGGUGGAAAGAUCAUCGAGAUGCACCUGCGCUUCACAGCUUAG
Molecule: messenger RNA, 567 nt
Organism: Penicillium psychrosexuale
Lineage: Eukaryota; Fungi; Ascomycota; Eurotiomycetes; Eurotiales; Aspergillaceae
Exons: 1
Coding region: 1-567 (188 amino acids)
Source: RefSeq, a predicted model, not a curated record